ACUUUGUCUUUGUCUUUUCUCGUUCUCAUUCAGUUUUAUCAAAAUGGCAGAAUAAAAUAGUUACGAAGUAUUUUUAAUUUUGUGAAAAUGGCUCAACCAAGUGAAAAUUCGAUAUCCCAACGUGCUUCUAUAAGAGUUGUUUCAGUGAACGGUAUAAUUCGAAAAAAAGUCAAUUUGAGAGAUUUUGAUUACAAAGAUAACCUUUACCAUCAAGGACGAAAUUUUGACGAUAAGUGGUUACAAAGACGAUCAAAAUUCACUUUCAAGGGAUUGCCUGUCUACAUAAAUUGUCAAAAGACUUUGAAUUUGUGCGUUUGAUUCUAUUGUAUAUUGAAAUUCGAAGUUGAACUAAAAAUUACAAGGAAAGAUGAAUGUAUUAGGAUGCAAUAUGACGAGGCCAAACUUUGCCUCUGGCUUGCCCACCCAGAAUGUUUCCCAAAAAAUGCAAUUUCAUCAAGCUGCUACACCUUCCCUCGACGAUCUGAUGACACAUUCACCAUCUCAAAAUUCCAGCAGACAUUUUCAAAACCCUAAUAUUUUCAAUAUGAAUGUCUUCGACAAAAGUACCCCUUCAAGUUACCAAUCACCAUUUCUUAAUCAGCCUGAGUGCAAUAUUGAUAGAAUAAAUACAAAUUCUCCUCUGAUAAGUUCUUCUGAUUCAAUGCAGGUAGAGGAAGUAGCAAUGGAAGCUGAUUGGGAAAGUAUGAGCGUAACCAGUAAUGACAGUAGUUCUGAUGAGUCUAUCGACAUCGAUGAUUUUUCUAUUAAGGAAACAGCCAAAAGUUAUGAAUCUGAUUCCGAUGACGAUUUCAUCGUAUUUGAAGGUGAUGAUUCUGAAGAUGCUCAAGAUGGUAUUUCUGCCGAUUUUCAAGAUGAUUCAUCUUCCGAUGAUGAUGACGAAUCUGGGAAUAAUAAAACUGAAGAAAAGAAGACAUUGUUUUUUUGUAAUUUUAAGCAAAAAAAUGGUACUUCUCAUACUGGGUCAGAGGAGACAGAAUUCUGUGCUGAAGAGAACAAAAAGAAGUCCAGAAGUUCUAAAAAGGUAACUUUUGCCGAGGGAUCUGAUUUAGCUGAAGUCCAUGUUAUGAUCAAAUGGUCAUUUGCCUAUAGGAAGGCUAGGAAAGGAAUUUGGGAGCAAUUCGCAAGAGAUAAUGAAAGGUUCAAGCUUAGGGCGUGCCGUUUUGGUGAUACUCUGAAUAAAUUUCUUCUACCACAACAUCGUCAGAAAAUAUACGAAGAAAGAUUCAAAGAGAGAUAUGAAUGAUAUUUAAAGAAAUUUAUAAGAGAGACCUAUUAAGACUGCCAUGUGAAAGAAUCAUCGGAAAUAAUGAGAAUCAAAAAUGCUUAGAAUUUAUAUUGAACACACCUUUAAUAGUACAAGUAUGGAAAUUUGAAACAAUAUACCAGUUAUCUGUUAACUGACUUGUCUUUGAUUGUUGAUUUGCAUCAUUCACAUAAAUAAUUUAAAUUAUCUGGAUCAUUUAAAUUCUUGAUUAAAGCUACAUAUUAUUGUUUAAGACGUUAUCUGUCUUUGAUUGGAACUAGUGAUAUUUAAACGUCAUUAGGUUCAUCUUUAUCUGUGAUUGUAUAAAAUAGUUAUCCGACUAUUCUUUCACUAACAUAGAGUUCAAAAACUAUUAGCUAAUUCUUAAAUUAAAUGAGGCGUUGAUGUUAAAUUCUGAAUAUAAAUGAAAUAUUUGGAAUACUUGCUGUUUUGUGAUCAGAAAUUUAAUUUGAAUUAUAUCCUGUUGAAUUUUUGUGUUUACAAAAAAUUAUUAUACUUUUUAAGUUAAUUUGAGUUGGGUUGUUUGUACUUAGAUAUAUCAUCUUCAAUUUUACAAUAUUGUACAAACAAUUACUUCAGACAGUUGGUGCAAAACAUUAGUUACCAUAUUAAUAUUGUUUUUAUAUUUAAUGAGAUAUUGCACAAUUUUUAUCUAUUGCAGUUUUCUUAUGGUGAAGGUAAAAAUUAUUUUCCAUUCAAACCUUCCAUGUUUGUAUACAAAUCAAUUUGUUGUGAAAUAUAUUUAAAAAAAUGUAAAUUCAAUAUCCAUUUAAAACUAGAUUUAGCUAUAUUUUUCAUCAUGAAAUAUUGAAAAUGAUGAGUUUUGGCCUGAAUUCGAUUACAAUUGUGAUGACCAAUUUAAAUAAAUUCUUGUAAUAUUCUCUUAGAAUUAUGAUUUUAAUAAUGUCCACAAUUCAUUUUGUGAGGAAUCUUCAGAAGGAAAUAAAAUUUUACUUAUA
This is a messenger RNA of Harmonia axyridis, 2244 nucleotides long. RefSeq names its product suppressor protein SRP40 (gene PPP1R15). The record is from RefSeq and is a predicted model, not a curated record. The transcript is spliced from 2 exons. Gene Ontology annotation, cellular component: endoplasmic reticulum; protein phosphatase type 1 complex. NCBI's taxonomy places the organism in Eukaryota, Metazoa, Arthropoda, Insecta, Coleoptera, Coccinellidae. Gene Ontology annotation, molecular function: protein phosphatase regulator activity. The coding region runs from base 368 to 1264 and encodes 298 amino acids. Gene Ontology annotation, biological process: response to endoplasmic reticulum stress.